Triticum turgidum subsp. durum (durum wheat) is the source of this 1008-nucleotide messenger RNA. NCBI's taxonomy places the organism in Eukaryota, Viridiplantae, Streptophyta, Magnoliopsida, Poales, Poaceae. The record is from the annotation of a GenBank genome assembly.
AUGGCUUCCGACGGCGUGGUGGCCCUGUACGGCAACAACAAGGCGGUGGUGGAGCCCUCCGCCAAGCCUGCCGCCGCCACCUUCUCCGUCAAGGUGGGCCUCGCCCAGAUGCUGCGCGGCGGCGUCAUCAUGGACGUGGUCACCGCCGAGCAGGCGCGCCUCGCCGAGGAGGCCGGCGCCUGCGCCGUCAUGGCGCUGGAGCGCGUGCCCGCCGACAUCCGCGCCCAGGGCGGCGUGGCCCGCAUGUCCGACCCGGCCCUCAUCCGCGACAUCAAGCGCGCCGUCACCAUCCCGGUGAUGGCCAAGGCCCGCAUCGGGCACUUCGUGGAGGCCCAGAUCCUGGAGGCCAUCGGCGUGGACUACGUGGACGAGAGCGAGGUCCUGACCCUCGCCGACGACGCCCACCACAUCAACAAGCACAACUUCCGUGUCCCCUUCGUGUGCGGCUGCCGCGACCUGGGGGAGGCGCUCCGCCGCAUCCGCGAGGGCGCCGCCAUGAUCCACACCAAGGGCGAGGCCGGCACCGGUAACGUGGUGGAGGCCGUCCGCCACGUCCGCUCCGUGAUGGGCGCCGUCCGCGCCCUGCGCAACAUGGACGAGGACGAGGUCUUCAGCUACGCCAAGCAGAUCGCCGCCCCGUACGACCUGGUGAUGCAGACCAAGCAGCUGGGCCGCCUCCCGGUGGUGCAGUUCGCCGCCGGCGGCGUGGCCACCCCCGCGGACGCCGCCCUGAUGAUGCAGCUCGGGUGCGACGGGGUGUUCGUCGGCUCCGGCAUCUUCAAGAGCGGCGACCCGGCGCGUCGCGCCCGCGCCAUCGUGCAGGCCGUGACGCACUACAGCGACCCGGAGAUCCUGGCCAACGUCAGCGCGGGGCUCGGGGAGGCCAUGGUGGGGAUCAACCUGUCCGACCCCAACGUGGAGCGCUUCGCCCAGAACUAUCUUGGGUGUUGGUUGCCAGUUGAGAUCAGCCGAGGGAUUUUGCUCUUCAAGUGCUAUGCUCUCGUUUGA